Molecule: messenger RNA, 1770 nt
Organism: Mucor velutinosus
Lineage: Eukaryota; Fungi; Mucoromycota; Mucoromycetes; Mucorales; Mucoraceae
Exons: 5
Coding region: 1-1770 (589 amino acids)
Source: RefSeq, a predicted model, not a curated record
AUGCUAUCUGAAUACCGAGAUCUUCUUGAGAAACGACGUUUAGAGAGAAAGCGAGGACACAAUCCUGUGCCAGACCUUCCUCCCUUUGUCCCAUUACCCAAAGAUGAGCUUGCUCAAAUGCCACCUUCAUCACCCGCUUCUUUUGAUUUUGAUUCAUACCUCUCUCGAGAGUCUAUUACACUCAGUCGCAGAUCUCCAUCCGUCUACUCGAGGCAGUCAGUCAAUGCAUCAUCACCGCCUGCCAGAUCUCGUAGUAUAAUCACACCACCACUACUUGCUUUAUCUAUUGCAAAUGACAUGGAAAAUAAUCAGCCUCGUAGUCCUCAAAGGCCAUCUUAUUUGUCACAGUUAGCACCAUUUUCAGUGACACCGAGAAAGCGAUUGUUUGCAGAGACCACCAUGAUCACAGUUGAAGAAUUCGCCACAGACGAUGACGAACCUCAUCACAAUAAACGUGUGCAAUCCCCGUCAGUAAACAGAGAAACAGAAUACAAAGUAUACCAUGAUAAGGGCCCAAUCGAGACACCAGUAGCUAUGGAUCAAGCCAAUAUACCGAAUAUAGAGCAUUCAAACAGUAGUGAAGAUAUAGAUAUGAUGGAUGCCAAUACAAACAACAAGAUACCCGAUAACGAGCAACCACUUUCACCUGUCAUGGAAGGAAACAACAUGGCCGAGAGUUUGUCCAUUCACGAGUUGUCAAUUCAUGAGGAGAGCCAUGAAGAGGAUCAAUCCCACAACACACCGCCAGCAACAGCAGAGUCUCCUCUGGAAAACAGUAAUAAUGCGCAUUAUGCCAGCGUGCCUAUAGAGCCACAGCAACAAGUAACUAAAGACAGCCUACAAGAACCGGACGAAUCACAGCAACUGAUGUCGAGAGGUGAUAUAGAGAAAUCUAAGGAAGCACAAGAUGAAGCGCCAGGACCUGCUGAAGCAUCAGAAUCAGUGUUGCAGGAGAAUUUAGAGAAAUCCAGUAAAGUCACCUAUCAAACAGUUGUAGACGAAGAAACGCAGGAUAAUCUGGGAGAAUCACAGCAAGAGGCAGGCGAAUCCAUAGAAACACCAACAGCAAAAGAGGGAGAUCAAACCAUCAUCAACGACCACACAUCAGAAACAGAAAAUGCAGUGGAUCCAUCAACACAGGGAAAACCAAUCAAGUAUGGAUUUGACGACAAUGAUAUAGACUAUGGUGGCUAUGGUGAUGUCGUCGAGGAAGAUAUAGGGAAAACAGCUGACAGUAUGCGUCAGGCAGGAGAUCAGACAAGCCAGGCAGGAGACAAGGCGAGCCAGACAGAGGAGGACACACCAAACGACGUAUUACGGGAUCUUCGAACAAUGGCCACUGCCAAUACAGUAAACUUGAAAAAGAUAAGAAAGCUCUCGAAUCUUCAUAUCCAAACCAUUAGCAAUCUUGUACUUGACAGUACAAAAGAAGCAAGAAACAACACAACGGAUGCGCACGAAAAGAGCAUUAUUGAGGACUAUUACUACACUGUCAAUGAUGAUUUGAAGAAAUGCCACAAGCACUAUCUUCAGUACCAACAGUGCGCCUCCGCCAAUCGUCGUCUGAAAGCAUACCACCGCAAGAAGGAUCUGCAGUUUCUCAAUGUCAUCAAGGAGGAGGGCACACUCAAGAGACGUAUCCAUGACCUGAGACAGGAGAUUGACGAAUUAGACACUAAGCAGGAUACCUGGAAACGCAUUGAAGAAUUGUUUCAUGAUAUCAACCAGAUCAAGGACACUGUCAUCACCACCGUCACAAAACAAGUGUAG